AUGGGUACUACAGCAUCCCAGCCGGCUCCGAGAGAGGACGAGACCAUUGAUGCCACCCUGUUCACUGAUAAGCUCAGUGAUAACAUCGAAAGCAACGAUUUUAGCAACCUCAGCCUCGAUGGUUCGCCGAUAGCAGUGGAUCUUAUGGCCAGAGCGCCACGAGACUCACCUAAAGAGCUUCUCAAAGAGGCUCUUGGCUUCAGCAUCAUGAGUCGAAAUGUGAACUUAGUAAUUGACCUCCUUGAAGAAAUUGGGGAGAACGUUGACAUCACCGGGCUCUACCCGCUUCACCUCGCCGGCAGAUACCUAGACGGGUCAAAGACAUGCUGCAAUGUUCUCGACGCUCUCGAUCAUCCGCGCUCUCUCCGCAAAAUCUAUGUCAAUGACCUGGGCCAUCCAGUUCUAGAUCAACUCAUGAUUACCAUACUCAAAGCUCACACGUCUUGCUUGCCCAGUGUAGUUGACGUCAUUUUCAAGAAAGACAAACGUUUUGAGGGAGAAGACGUGGAUAUCUGCGGUCGAUGGAACGCUGACUCUGACUGCGUUCGCACGCUUUUAGCAAACGGUCCUUCGGGCAUACCAUUUCAAUGGAAGUACAUGGCUCUUCUGGGCAAUGAAGAUGUUGACGAAUGCAGCCACGAGGAAAUGGACCCUGUUGAGCUCGCGAUGAAGGUGCCGGCUAGCUCGAGUUCGAUGUGGUCUAGGGAGCUGAGUACAGGUUGGCAGGUCCUCACUAUUGUUCUCAGGCACUCACAAGCAGAAUGGAAAGCCAGACCUUCUAGGCGACGGUCCAACUCAAACGAAAGGGAGGAUGAGCAUGAGUUCAGUACCUUCAUUGAGUACGGCGAAGACUAG
This is a messenger RNA of Letharia lupina, 855 nucleotides long. RefSeq lists its product as uncharacterized. The transcript has 3 exons. NCBI's taxonomy places the organism in Eukaryota, Fungi, Ascomycota, Lecanoromycetes, Lecanorales, Parmeliaceae. The record is from RefSeq and is a predicted model, not a curated record. Bases 1 to 855 code for a protein of 284 amino acids.